UAUGGUUGCGUGAGUGCUAUAGUGCGGAUUAAUUACAAACAUUGGCGAUUUAAAAUGAUUUUAAAGUAGAAUUUUUGCGUAAAGUUAAACCCGAAUGUACCAGAAAUAUGAAGAGAAAAUUGAACGCUUUGGAGCUCCGUCGGCUGAGGGAAGGUGGUCACGAGGAUCCGCAUCAGCAACCGGAAUCAGCCAAUAAAAAGCGUUCGCCUACGAAGGGCGGUGGUGGCGGAGUAGGUAGUCCGAAGAGGGCGAGGGUCGUACGGAGUUAUGGAUCGUCGGUGGCGAGGAAGGAAGAUCCCCGGGAACAUCAGAAUCUCAACCGGGAGGAAAUCGCGCUGAUGUUUAUGGAGGUGUCGGAGAAGAUAGAUCGUUGUUUCGAUUUCGACCUGCAGAAAUGGCUGGGCCGGUACGAGACGCUGCGGGAGAAGGAGGAGACAAACUUUCCGGAGGCAGCGAUGUUGGUCAUGAGUUCAGCCCAGAUCUACGGCCGGAAGGUGGAUUAUUUGGAGGAAAUUAUUUUACACAUGGACCACGACCAGAAGGGACGGGAUGAGGGUACGGAGACGGAUCAAAAGGAAAGUAAACCUGCAGGGAGGAAGCGAGCAGCUCGCUUCCAACCGCAGUCGUUGUCGGAUUGCUUCAGCGAUUUGGAUUUUAGCUUUGUGGACAAGAAAACGGCUCCGAUUGGGUCGCUCGUGACCAAGCUGGAACGUGUCACGGUCGAUCGGCGGAACAAGUUCCAGCAGAUGCAGGAGUUCUGCAACGAGCUAAGAACCAUGCCAAGUAAGCAACGGAGGCAGGAAAUCCUGAAUCGAUUGCGGGACGAGGCGAACAUUGCGCCGAUUUUGUCCAGUCAUACGGCAGCCAGGAAGAAUCAAAUUUUGGAUCUAGAGUCAGGAGAAACUAUCGGAACCCGAUACGACUACCAGAUCUUUUUGAACUUCAUCGAUGUCAAGACGGGCUCGUUGAAACCGGAACACGAUCUGAAGAAGUUCUUCCAGCGUUGCGACGUGAUUGACUAUCUGUUCGAGCAGCAUGAAUACGAAAGAGAACAUUGCGAGCGGGCUGGUAAAGAGGCGCCGGAAAAGGUCUUUCCGCUGAAACCGCGGGAGUUUAAGAUUUACAUGCCUCCGGAUUACCUGAAGAAUAAGUACCGAAUAGAUAUUGACGAUACGGCAGAUUUCGACAAUGAAUUGCAUAAGGCAAGGAGUAGCAACUACCGGAGGGAUCCGAUCCUGGAAUUGAUGCAGAGCAAAUUUGCCGAUCGGGGAAAGGAUGCUGAGUUGUGGGCAACGAUGGAGACGAGCACCGAGGAAGCUUCGUUCUCCAAUGUUCUAUCAUCGACAGCUAUUGAUCAGAGCCCGUCAAGCGAAAGCUCCAUUGAAGUUCCGGCUGAGGAGUCCGAUUCCACUCCUUUCGACGAUAGUGGACACCUGGACGACAGUCAGAACACAGAGCCGGACAAUUCUGCAACAGAAUCAACACAGCCUCCGCACGACCCAUCCCGAUCGAUUAUAAUCUCGAUCAUCUCCGAACAUGAUCGGGGAGAAUUCUCGAAAUCGAAAGAAUCCUCCCCGGAACCGGAACUGAUGGCCCUGGAAAAUCAAACCAUCGACGGUGCCACCGCCAACCAAGACCCCUCCGGGCAGCAGUGGCCAUCCCGACUCAGCAUGGAGGAUGAAGGCAUUGGCGUGGAUCGAGAAUCCCUCGGAAAGCAAACGCCUUCGGAUCUCGCACGAACUCCAUCCAUAGACAAAUUGAGCGAAUGCGGAAUGCCAUCCGACUCAUCAACAGCAGCACCUACAGCCUUCGGCAGUGGAAUGGUGGUUAUGGCCGUAGGAGGAGCACCGAUGCGAACAAUUUCGCUGAAGCCGGCCCUGUUGGAGCGGAAUCUGCUCAAGAUCCCGGAGUGCCACCUGCGGAAGCACUUGCUCUUUUCACUUCCGCCGGAGUACAAGAAGAUGAAGAUGGAUUUGGUACGGAAAACUAGCGACAGAACGAAGGAUAUGUUCACCUUGACGUUGUACAGUUUGAGCCCCCCUCGCGGAGGCGCGAAGAAUCCGGCCGGUUUAAGGCGCGCGUCGACCCCCGAACUGGAAGAUUUCCACGGCUUCGACGAAUACGCGGAUAUCCUCCAGGGCCCGAACGGCACAGGCCUGUACAGCCUCGCUCCGCUGAGUGACGGCCAGCGGUCGAAUGUGUCCCGACCUUGCUCGCCGGAAAGCGAUUUCCUCGGGUUCGAAAAUAGCGCCGAUUCGCGACCUAACACUGACAUUGCCAACUUUGCGGAUUUCGAUCACAAUAAUCGCGAUGAAGCUAACAUAUCGCAAAACCCUGUUCCCGAGCCGGAAAAAGAACAAGCUGUCGCUUCGAUGCCUGAACCGGAAAAGACCCAACCCGCCUCGCAGCAAUCGACGCCGACGCGAACCAUGUCCCGCGAUUCAGGAAUCUCAGAUGAUCAGAACGACCAGGCGCUGCGGGGGAGUCGCUCCAAGGAAGGAACACCGGAACCGUCGUCUGUCGCCUCGGUUCCGGUGCCGGAGGAACCGUCAGCCACAACUACCGAAUCUGACCAAAACUCCGCCCUGACCAGUGAAAAGUUCAUUCAGAGCAUGGCGGAAGCGAAGGAACUGAUCGAAAAGGUCAACAACUGGCACAGGAAGCUGCGACCUAUUCUGAUUGAAUCGGAGAAAAGGAACCACUUCGACAUCCAUGCGUACGGGACCGAAAUCAUUGAUUCGUUCGGGCCGGAAGAGUCGACGGCAACGGAAACGCCAGCGAUAAAUUUUGCUCAGGUAAUGGAGAACAAACAGGAGGACUUUACGGCGCGGUACUUCCUCUCGAUGCUGAUGUUGGCCAAUACAAAUAAUGUGCAGAUUGUGACGAAGAAUCAGGACCCACAACGUUUGACGGCCAAGGAGGACAUAGAGCUGCGACUGUUGAGUCGCAAGCGUCACCAUCAGGAGAUGGAGAGUAUGGGCGAGAGGAUUCCCUGUGAUAACACACCGGCGGUAAGUGCCAGCAAGUCGUCACGUGGGAAGAAGCGGAAGAGGCUUGUCGAAGAAGAUGAAGGAUUGGAGAGGGAAGACGAAGGUGAUUUGAGUGGAAUCCAGCGGUUGCGAGAUGAUGGAGCAGGCGACGAUGACGAACCGGAUCAUAAUUUUCUGGAGAGAAUUCUCCGAAUAUAUCCGGACAUCAACAGCGAAGAGACAAAGCGAAAGCGGAUAGCGUUCCGCCGGGGAAUGCGACAGUGUGCUUAUGGGUUGUCUUCCGAUGGAGCAGAACCACCGGAGGAAGCAUGUGUGGAAGAAUCUAGCGUUCCUCCGCCGCAGCCGCCACCGCCACCGGAGGAACCUGAGCAGAUUACCCCGGAACAGGACGACCCGGAUGAAAUCCUAUCCGUCGAUCUGCAGACCAAUGAAGCAAUAAUGGCACCGAUGAUGGUCGAUCAGGAUCCUUGCUGCUCCAAGAGCCUGAUCUCGGCGUCGGAAUCCGGCUACGGAUCGAUGAUUGGGGCGAGCGAUUGCUAGGAUUUUAAGCACUUGGAUAAUGCAGCACGAGUCGAAACAGUUUUUUUUUUUGUUAGCACCCACUUGAUGCGGUUUAGUUUGUUGACACCAGAUGGACAAGGGUGCAAAGUUUGUUGAUUGGAGAACAGCGUUGUUCUUUUGUAGGAUUAGGACCCACAAAUUUAGAUGUUAAGCUUUAAAACUCUUCCUUGUUUCCCCCUUGUCUAAUAUUUAUAAACCAUUUGACUUUUCCUUAGUACAAAUCCUCGUACAUAUGCUAGGUAAUUGCACCGUUCCAAUGUGAGCAUUUUUCCCAUUGUUUGUUCAUUUUUCUCCUGACGCAUUCAAUGAGUUUAUGUUAGGGCUUUCUUUCCAUUUGUGUUAUUUGACGAAAGAUUCCUUAUUUACCAGUACUAUUGAUUUGAAUUUAUAUUUACACCCUGUUUCUUUUAUUUUUCAUAAAAAUAUUCCUAUAUUUAAGCAAUUUUUGUUUGCUUCGUAACAUUUCCUUGCAACUUCUUGCUAUAUUUGUUUGCAUUUUUGUUUUCCUUGAAUAGAUUUAAGACUAAAAACUUAACAUGAAAAUUAUUAGCUAAAAUUUAUCUUAGUUGGACAAUUUUUCUUAGCGUAAACAAAUAAUUGAAAACAGUUGAAUCGAUGUGAAAUUUUUGCACCAAUACACACUACCUAGAUUCCUUCCUUUUUGAGGUUUACUGUAAUAUAUACAUGACAGAUCUACAGGUGUAAGUUUUAGGUAUUAUGUAGCAGAUAAGAACAAACUGGGAUCUGUUUUUUAGGAGGCAGAAAAUGUAGAAUUUAUUGUGACGAAAUAAGAUUUAUAUUUUGUAAUAAAAUUUGAAAACAAUAUAAA
This is a messenger RNA of Ochlerotatus camptorhynchus, 4380 nucleotides long. It is a transcript of the gene Cap-H2, whose product is annotated as Chromosome associated protein H2. Gene Ontology annotation, cellular component: condensin complex; nucleus. The transcript has 5 exons. Gene Ontology annotation, biological process: mitotic sister chromatid separation; meiotic chromosome condensation. The record is from RefSeq and is a predicted model, not a curated record. Gene Ontology annotation, molecular function: chromatin binding. The coding region runs from base 108 to 3530 and encodes 1140 amino acids. NCBI's taxonomy places the organism in Eukaryota, Metazoa, Arthropoda, Insecta, Diptera, Culicidae.